CUAGCUCUCUUUCUCUCUCUCUCUAUACCGUCUUUCUCUUUCUUUCUCAAGAUGGCUGUUCAUUGCAACGGUGGAGAGAACUUCAAGAUGCCAGAUAUUAAGUUCACCAAGCUCUUCAUCAAUGGCCAAUUCAUCGACUCCGUCUCGGGAAAAACAUUUGAGACGAGAGAUCCACGCACAGGAGAUGUGAUAGCGAACAUUGCAGAAGGCGAUAAGGAAGACAUAGAUAUUGCCGUCAAGGCUGCAAGAGAAGCCUUUGAUCAUGGAAAGUGGCCUCGCAUGUCUGGCUACGAGAGGGGAAGGAUCAUGAUGAAAUUUGCGGAUUUGCUUGAACAAAACAUAGAAGAAGUGGCCAAACUUGAUAGUCUAGAUGGAGGAAAAUUACUUGCAGCGGGCAAGGCCAUGGAUAUCCCAAGUGCAGUGGGGACACUUCGAUAUUAUGCAGGUGCAGCAGAUAAAAUCCAUGGGGAGACGCUCAAGAUGUCAAGAGAGUACCAAGGGUACACGUUAAAGGAGCCUAUCGGAGUUGUUGGCCACAUUAUACCCUGGAAUUUCCCGACUGGGCUGUUGUUCUUCAAAGCCAGCCCUGCUCUUGCUGCUGGAUGUACUAUGGUUGUGAAACCUGCGGAGCAAACUCCGCUAUCUGCGCUUUUCUGUGCUCAGUUGGCGAAGAAGGUAAUCGUUGUGUCUAUUGUGUGUUACCCUAAUUUUUGGUAUUAGGUGGAAACUAGCCAAUUGU
Asparagus officinalis (garden asparagus) is the source of this 739-nucleotide messenger RNA. RefSeq names its product aldehyde dehydrogenase family 2 member C4-like. The coding region runs from base 52 to 720 and encodes 222 amino acids. The transcript has 3 exons. Gene Ontology annotation, molecular function: aldehyde dehydrogenase (NAD+) activity. Lineage: Eukaryota; Viridiplantae; Streptophyta; Magnoliopsida; Asparagales; Asparagaceae. The record is from RefSeq and is a predicted model, not a curated record.